AUGACCGCCACUACCAUCAAAACUAGGGUCGGCUUCCUGGGGCUGGGGAUGAUGGGCACCCCGAUGGCCAGCCGGCUUGCUGCAAACAACCCGCUCACUGUCUGGAACAGAUCACCUCUUCAAUCAAAAUACGAGCCUCUGAAGCAGCUCGGGGCGAACAUUGGAUAUACGCCAGCUCAUGUCAUUAAUCAGUCCGAUGUCACCUUCAUGAUGUUGUUCGAUGGUGCUGCUAUCAAAUCGAUUCUGACCGAUGAAUUCAAGGAGUCUCUGCGCGGCAAAACGUUGAUCAACACCAGCUCUGUUACUGUCGAGUGCUGUCAGUACCUCGACAAAUUUGUUCGCGAUGCGGGCGGAGAGUUUCUUGAGAUGCCAGUGAGCGGCAGCAAAAUUCCGGCUGAGCAGGGCAAGCUCGUGGGCUUAAUGGCAGGAGACCAAGAGCUCGCCGAGCGUGUCAAGCCGCUCAUUGAGCCGCUGACAACCGUCUCCGUGUAUUGCGGCCCGAUCGGGUCUGGGCUUAAGAUGAAAUACGCCCUCAAUCUUUACUCUACCACGAUGAAUGCUGGGCUUGCCGAGUCGAUGAAUCUCGCCCGGGCUCAAGGCUUGAAUCUCGAAGCAUUUGUCACAGCUCUUGAUGCAGGCCCCAUGGCUUCAGCGUACUCGAAAAUGAAGACAACAAAGAUGCUGCACCAGGACUGGUCUCCUCAAGCAUCAGCCAGAGAUUGCUAUAACAGCACACAGCUCAUUCGAUCUGCUAUCGAAGAGGCAAAUACUCAGUCUCCUCUAGCACUCCUCUCCGCGUCGUUGUAUCGUAAGGCUAUAGAAUCUGGGUGGGGGGAUGAAGACAUGAUAUCUGUUUACAAAGUCCUUCAGCAGCCCGUUGACAUGAAUGGAGAAGCUGAGGCAAAGUGCAAUCCUACCAAUGAUUCAUAG
Molecule: messenger RNA, 930 nt
Organism: Clonostachys byssicola
Lineage: Eukaryota; Fungi; Ascomycota; Sordariomycetes; Hypocreales; Bionectriaceae
Source: the annotation of a GenBank genome assembly